Arabis nemorensis is the source of this 2619-nucleotide messenger RNA. NCBI's taxonomy places the organism in Eukaryota, Viridiplantae, Streptophyta, Magnoliopsida, Brassicales, Brassicaceae. The record is from the annotation of a GenBank genome assembly.
AUGAUGGAGCGAACGUACGGCCGCCGCAAGCCGGGCAUGCCACCGAGAACCCUAUCCGACUCUCUAAACGAUACCCUUUCGCAGGCGGAAUAUCUCUCUUCCUCUUCGUCGCCGGACAUCGAACCUAUUGAUUACUCUCUUCUUCCUUUCUCCAGUCAAGAGUCGUCCUCUCUCUGGCAUUCUUCUUCGAGAUCAAUUUUCCAAGAGGAUUAUCCACAGAACGGAGGUGUACGGAGGGCGAAAAGAGUGAGGAACGGUGAAGCUUUCGGUUUUACUUCUACGUUGCUUGAGGCUCAGGAAUUUGGUGAGUUGAUGGAGCACGAGGACGAAGUUAACUUCGCGCUUGAUGGGUUGCGGAAAGGACAACAGCUGAGGAUCAGAAGGGCAAGCUUGUCGUCUUUACUGUCGAUUUGCGCAUCUAAACACCAGCGACGCUCAUUAAGGGCUCAGGGGAUCUCCCAGUCCAUAAUUGAUGCGAUUUUGGGUCUUAGCCUUGAUGACAUACCAAGCAAUCUUGCCGCGGCCACCCUUUUCUUUGUGCUAACUGCUGAAGGUCAAGAUGAGCAUUUUAUGGAGUCAUCUAAGUGCAUAAAGUUUCUGAUAAAGAUGUUGAAACCUGUGAUUGUCACUAGCACUGAAGGGAAGCCACGCAAUAUAGGAUUUAAGCUUUUAUCAUUACUUAAGGAUGUUGAUACACCACGGGAUGCAGCCAAAAUGAAUGAUCCAAGCUCCAGUGUUAUACUUGCAAGAGUUCAGGAACUUCUUGUUAAUUGCAAGGAGAUGAAAAUGAUUGAUAGCUAUAAUUCUGAAACAUCGAGGCCUGAGCUAAGUACGAAAUGGGUAGCUCUGUUGGCCAUGGAGAGGGCGUGCUUAUCCAAAAUUUCUUUUGAUGAUACUUCUGGUUCUGUAAAAAAAACUGGAGGAAAUUUUAAGGAGAAACUGCGAGAGCUAGGAGGACUUGAUGCAGUCCUUGAGGUUGUAUCGGAUUGUCACGCUGUUAUGGAGCGCUGGGUGGAAUACGACGUACUUUCCGUCCAGGAUAAGAAAGAUAACCUGCAUAAGCAGAAUUUAAUGUUGCUAUUGAAAUGUUUGAAACUCAUGGAGAAUGCUACGUUCCUCAGCACAGACAACCAGAAUCAUUUGCUCGGAUUUAAGAAAUGUUUGGGUUCUCAUGAAUCCCGAAUGUCUUUCACAGAGCUCACGAUAAGUGUCAUCAAGAUGCUUUCAGGUCUUUAUCUACGUGGAGGUUUUCCAAGUCCUCACAGAAAUUAUGUAAAUACUCACUGUUCAAAUGGUGGUAAUCCGGAUACUAUCUUGGGAGCAGAUCAAAAAGUUAACAAUGAGGUCGUGACAAUCAGUUCAGAUACAUGCUCAACCGUUGGCUCUAUCUCCACGAGGAAUGGGAGUGUAUCCCAGAUAAGUCAAUCCAUAAUCGAUUUAGAUUUCUCUCCGACAUCAAUGUCGAGUUCUCAGUCAAGUGUGUCAGGAAAUGAGCCCACUACGUCAACAACAAGAGCCGGUUCCACCAUCUCUGGUUCAUUUGCAGGCAGAUUGGCGUCAUUGGGUAGUGGCAUUGCCAGAAGUACUUCAAGGACUAGUCAAGUUGGAGAACCAAGUUGUAAAAGAAAUGGAAAAUUUACUUCCCUUGAGGAAAGCCAAGAUCCUUUUGCGUUUGAUUUGGAAGAUUCUAAACCUUCCAAGUGGGCAGUUGUAUCUGUAAAACAAAAGAAAUCUAGAACUCAAAAGAAGAAAGGUUGCUUCAAAGAAAGUAAAGACGACCGUUUGAAUCACCUGUUCUCAAGCCAAGAGGAAUCAUCAAACCAUAGGCUGGAUUCCCAGGAAGAAUCAAGUGACAGAGACUGCACUAUAUUGCAACAGCCAUCUUCUUCUACAAAUGACAUUGACAAAGAAUGUCUAUGUCUUUUAACUGAUUGCCUUCUAACAGCCGUAAAGGUUUUGAUGAACUUAACAAAUGAUAACGCCAUUGGUUGUCGGCAAGUUGGCGGUUGCAAAGGGCUUGAAAGCAUGGCUGAACUAAUUGUCGGACAUUUUCCGUCUUUCACUAGAUCUCCGCUAUUCAGUGAGAUGGAAAAGACGGGAUCAUCCCUUCAGAAGAAAGACAAACAUCUCACAGAUCAGGAGUUAGAUUUUCUUGUUGCCAUCUUAGGUUUGCUGGUAAAUUUGGUUGAGAAAGACAGAGUAAACAGAUCACGACUUGCCUCAGCAAGUCUUCCUAUUACAAAACCAGAAGGGUUGCAACAGGGUGAGCAGGAGAUGAUUCCUUUACUAUGUUCUAUCUUUCUCACCAAUCAAGGAUCAGCAGACACCAAAGAAGAGACAACUACUUUCACCUUAGAUGAUGAAGAAGCUGUUUUAGAAACCGAAAAGGAAGCCGAAAAGAUGAUUGUGGAGGCAUACUCUGCUCUACUACUUGCCUUUCUUUCAACUGAAAGUAGAAGUAUACGCAACUGCAUCAAAGACUAUCUCCCGAAACGCAAUCUUGCUAUUCUUGUGCCGGUCUUGAAUAGAUUUGUGGAAUUUCACAUGACCCUGAACAUGAUCCCUCCGGAGACACAUAAAGCAGUGAUGGAAGUGAUUGAGUCCUGCAAAUUACCGUAA